Dibothriocephalus latus is the source of this 336-nucleotide messenger RNA. NCBI's taxonomy places the organism in Eukaryota, Metazoa, Platyhelminthes, Cestoda, Diphyllobothriidea, Diphyllobothriidae. The record is from the annotation of a GenBank genome assembly.
AUGAUCGUGGGAGCUAUGUGUGCCGUCACUGGAGUACUGACCAUCUCACUACCAGUUCCUGUCAUCGUUUCAAACUUCUCCAUGUUCUACUCGCAUACCCAGGCUCGAUCAAAGCUUCCCAAAAAACGGCGCCGCGUCCUGCCCGUUGAAGCCGUUCGACCAAAGACUCCUGGUGCAUUAACCGGUCUGGCUGGAGGCCUUGCUACAUCUUUUCCCGGGCCCCUUAAAGGUGCGAUGGCUGAACUACCUGAUGGUCGACUGGGGACAUCCAAGCGCAAUCCCAGCAGUAGUAUAUUCUUUCCGAACACAGAAGCUCAAUCAACUACAGCGGGUUAG